Messenger RNA from Rhinolophus ferrumequinum (greater horseshoe bat), 2111 nucleotides. Its product is annotated as zinc finger protein 621. The record is from RefSeq and is a predicted model, not a curated record. The transcript is spliced from 5 exons. Gene Ontology annotation, biological process: regulation of DNA-templated transcription. Bases 346 to 1659 code for a protein of 437 amino acids. Lineage: Eukaryota; Metazoa; Chordata; Mammalia; Chiroptera; Rhinolophidae.
CCGGAAGGGAGAGUGUGGGUUCCUGCGAGUUCUACGUGCCAGGUCCGGCCGGUGCCGGCCUCCUCGCUUUCCCUGGCGACUCGUCAGCAUCCCUGCCCCUCAACUCGGUCUCAGUGCUGGCUCCCUGCCCCGUGACCCAGAGCUCCAGCGUCUGGGCCUUGCAGAAGCCGCCCGAGGCGGCUGCACGGCCUUCUAGAGCCUUAGUCCAGCCAGCCCCCUGUCCACCGAGGCCUGAUCCUCCUUUCUACCCUAAAGAAUUUGGCCCAACAGGUUCCUGCACCCGCUUCUAAGGUCCUUGUUUUUCCAAACCCAGAAGACAGUGCAUGAAGCCAGGGGACAUCAGCCAUGCUCCAAACAACUUGGCCUCAGGAGUCAGUGACCUUUGAGGACGUGGCCGUGUACUUCACCCAGAAUCAGUGGGCCAGCCUGGAGCCUGUGCAGAGGGCCCUGUACAGGGAGGUGAUGCUGGAGAAUUAUGCAAAUGUGGCUUCCCUGGCAUUUCCAUUGCCCAAACCUGUUCUGAUCUCCCAGCUGGAGAAAGGGGAAGCACCUUGGGGUCCAGAUCCCUGGGAAGCAGAGGUUUUGAGAGGCGUCUGUCCAGGUGGUGAGUCCUGGAUCAAGAAUGAAGAGCCAGCUGUUAAGCAGGAAGCCUCUGAAGAAACAGAGUUGCCUGGCGUGCCGGCAGGAGGACUCCUCAGAAACGUUUCUCACCACGUGGACUAUAGAAGCAAGGCGACAUGGCAGACUUUCAGUCUGAACCCGAAUCUGAUACUUCGAGGAGGGAUGAAGUUCUAUGAAUGCAAAGAAUGUGGGAAAAUCUUCAGAUACAACUCAAAGCUUAUCCGGCAUCAGAUGAGUCACACUGGGGAGAAGCCCUUCAAAUGUAAGGAGUGCGGCAAAGCCUUCAAGUCCAGCUAUGACUGCAUCGUGCACGAGAAGAACCACAUUGGAGAAGGGCCCUACGAAUGCAAGGAGUGUGGCAAAGGUUUGAGUUCCAACACAGCCCUGACUCAGCAUCAGCGGAUCCACACUGGAGAGAAGCCCUACGAAUGCAAGGACUGUGGCAAGGCCUUCCGCCGGAGCGCAGCUCACCUCCAGCACCAGAGGCUGCACACGGGGGAGAAACUCUACAAGUGCAAGGAGUGUUGGAAAGCCUUCGGCUGUCGGUCUCUCUUUAUUGUCCACCAGAGAAUUCAUACUGGGGAGAAACCCUACCAGUGUGAGGAGUGUGGCAAGGCGUUCACGCAGAAGAUAGCCUCCAUCCAGCACCAGCGAGUUCACACCGGAGAGAAGCCUUACGCGUGUAAGGUGUGUGGGAAGGCCUUCAAAUGGUACGGCAGUUUCGUUCAGCAUCAGAAGCUGCACCCCGUGGAGAAGAAGCCCGUCAAGGUUCUUGGGCCGUCCCUGAACAGUCCCCAGAGCACCUCGUCAGCCUUUUCUCCGCGGCCUCUCCAGAGUCCGUGCUUGGCUCCGGCUGUGGCCGCGCCCUCACUGACCUUCCCGCGAGCUGUGCUCAUUCCUGCCUCCGGGCCUCUGUUCAUGCUGCUGCCCACGUCUGGAAUGCCUUCGUCACCUGUCCAAAUAGUGAGAGUCCUCCAGGGUCUUCCUCCCACUGCGAAGCCUUCCCCAAUUAUUCUGACCCCUUCUCACCCUUCCUGAGUUUUAUCUUGCAACCCCUUUGGCUCUUACGCCCAGCAAAUCUCCAACCUAAUUUGAGCUUCGUUUGUAGUUGUCCUCACAUUACAUGUGUUAAACUGUUUCAGCCUAAACUCCGUAGUAAUCUAUGUCUAUUUAAAGACUGUGCUUAUAUGAUUUAUUCUCUUUUCUUCUGGGUAGAAAACGGAAAUACUUGACCUGUGCAUUGGCCCCUUUCAGGCUUGAACAAUAGUGGCUGUAUCUGUGUCGUAUCUGCUGGUGUUAGAAGCGCUAGCAGGACACUUUGGUAUGUUAGAGAAAUUUGGGACAGAGGACAUCCCCGUAUUAGGCCGCUGUGGUGAGAGAGAAGCAGCCGCGAGAAACGGAGCAGGCAUUCUCUCGAGAAUUAGAAUAAACCUCCAACGACAGACUUUAGACGUUGAGCAGACAGUGUAGUGGACGGAGAUGUGUUAAUG